CAAGACAUAGGAAAUUCAAAAAUGGAUGGUAGACAUUCUCGUAUCAGUGUCCUGAUGUUUCCUUGGUUAGCUCACGGCCACAUAUCACCUUUCCUAGAGCUAGCCAAGAAGCUUACCAAGAGAAACUUUCACAUCUAUUUUUGUUCUACGCCUGUAAACCUCCGCCCCAUCAAAGAAAAGCUUCCUGAAAAGUAUUCACUUUCAAUACAGCUUGUGGAACUCCAUCUUCCUUCCUUGCCCGAGCUUCCUCCACACUACCACACAACCAAUGGCCUCCCACCCCAUCUCAUGCCCACCCUCAAGAAGGCCUUUGACAUGGCCAGCCCAAACUUCUCCACCAUCGUAAAGAACUUGCGCCCUGAUUUGCUUAUCUAUGAUUUUCUUCAGCAAUGGGCACCAUCUAUUGCUCUGUCUCGAAACAUUCCAGCGGUUGAGUUCUUACCUACUAAUGCUGCCAUGACAUCUUUUGUCAUACACCUUACGAAGAACCCUGGUGUCGAAUUUCCUUUCCCAGAAAUCUAUCUGCGGGAUAAUUAUGCCAUUAGUAAGUUCCAGAACGUGCUUGAAUCAUCUGCAAAUGGUAUCAAAGACACUGAACGAGCAGUAGAAUGCUGUGAACAAUCUUCUGAGAUCGUUUUGAUCAAAACUUUUAGGGAGAUUGAGGCAAAAUACCUUGACUAUCUCUCAGAGUUGACGGGGAAGAAGAUUGUGCCGGUAGGGCCCCUUGUUCAAGACCCUGUUCACGAAUAUGAUGAGAAACCGGGAAUCAUGGAAUGGCUUAAUAACAAGGAACGAUCAUCGACUGUGUUUGUUUCCUUUGGAAGUGAGUAUUUUCUGUCAAAGGAGGAAAUGGAAGAGAUAGCAUAUGGGCUGGAACAGAGCAUGGUACCAUUCAUAUGGGUAGUGAGAUUUCCUGGAGGUGCCAAAGUCAGUCUUGAAAUGGCACUUCCAAAAGGUUUUCUCGAUAGGGUUGGAGAUGGAGGAAUGGUUGUGGAGGGAUGGGCACCGCAAACGAAGAUUUUAGAGCAUUCUAGCAUUGGUGGGUUUUCGAGUCAUUGUGGAUGGAGUUCUGUGCUGGAGAGCAUGAAACUUGGGGUCCCAAUCAUAGCCAUGCCCAUGCACCUUGAUCAGCCAAUCAAUGCAAGGCUGGUGGAGGAAGUGGGUAUGGGUCUAGAAGUCGAGAGAGAUAUGAAUGGGAAGCUUAAAAGAGAGGAGGUGGCAAAGGUGAUCAGAGAGGUGGUUGUGGAGAAAGCCGGAGAGAGUGUAAGGCAGAAGGCAAAGGAAUUGAAGGAGAAACUAAUCAGUAAGGGAGAGGAAGAGAUUGAUGAAGUGGUUCAAGAGGUGGUGCAACUUUGUAGGAAGAAGAACAGGCACUAGCUCGAAAUUGUACACAACUUUUGCAUGCCUCGUCGUACUACUGCAUAUCGGUGUAUUGAUCGACUUGGCAAAUUAAUUAAAGUCUCUGUGUGUAAAGUCUCUGUGUGUAACAUUAUUUCCGAAAUAAUGUAGAGAUGAUCAGAGAUUUAUGCA
Molecule: messenger RNA, 1530 nt
Organism: Juglans regia (Persian walnut)
Lineage: Eukaryota; Viridiplantae; Streptophyta; Magnoliopsida; Fagales; Juglandaceae
Product: UDP-glucosyltransferase 29-like
Exons: 1
Coding region: 22-1377 (451 amino acids)
Molecular function (GO): UDP-glycosyltransferase activity
Source: RefSeq, a predicted model, not a curated record